Messenger RNA from Trypanosoma brucei brucei TREU927, 1167 nucleotides. RefSeq names its product NADH-cytochrome b5 reductase-like protein. The coding region runs from base 1 to 1167 and encodes 388 amino acids. Lineage: Eukaryota; Euglenozoa; Kinetoplastea; Trypanosomatida; Trypanosomatidae. The record is from RefSeq and is a predicted model, not a curated record. Gene Ontology annotation, molecular function: cytochrome-b5 reductase activity, acting on NAD(P)H. The transcript has a single exon.
AUGGAUCCCAGCAGUGGUAACGGGGGCGGUACUUCCUCAUCUGGUUUUUCUACGUUUAGUGAUAGCAAAUACCAUGAAGCCCGCAGGCGGAAACGUCAGCAGCUCCAACAACCGCAGCGGUGGUCCUACACGCUCCAGGACAUACCGGGAAUUAUCCGCAAAGCAUUCAACGAUGUGAAUACGGGCUAUGCCGCUCGUGUCGCUGCGUUUUUCGGUGUCACAACUGGGGUGUCAUUUUCGUUGUACAAGUUUUUCUUUGUCCGGCUGCAGAAUGACCGACCACUAGCAAAGCGAUCGCGUUUUGCUCCGCACGUACCCGUUACUCUGCUUGACAAAGAGCGAAUCAAAGGGACAGACAUGUUUCUUUUCCGUUUUGCCCUUCCCAACAGUUACGACUACUGCGGUUACGAGCCAAUUAGCUCUGUUCAAGUCACUACCGGCACUGUGCGGUCCAUGACUCCUGUCACCCGUUGGUUCACACCAACAAGUCAUCCCCAGCAGCGGGGUAUUAUCGAAUUUGCCGUAAAGGAGCGCGAUCCAGGGCGUAUGGCCGCCCGGCUGCGCUCACUUCAGCGGGGUGAACAGGUGUACCUUGGUCGGUGGAUGCGGGAGUUUCCCUACCAAAACAAUACCUACGGAGAGUUGGGGCUUAUUUGCACCACUUCUGGAGCUUCCAUUGCGUUGCAGCUGAUGAAUGUGAUGGAUAAGGAUAAGCAAGAUAACACGCAACUUAAGUUUCUGUAUUGCCACCACACAGCAAAGGACAUCCCAUUUCGUAGUACAUUUGAAGCGUAUGCCAAGCGCAACCCGGGAAGGAUUUCGGUGAAGUACGAUGUGAUGUCGUUAGGGCGGCCGGCAGCUGAUGAUGGAUUACAUCUCGGGGAAAACGUUUUCCUUGGCCACAUUGACCCAACCAUUGUGAGAAAAACACUUCCACCACCAGUUGUCACGAACGGAGAAACUGGUGAGCCUGUACGUCCCAAGAUUUUAAUAUGUGGCCCCCAACGAAUGUUAUUGCCUCUCUGCGGCCGCGUCAACAUGUUGGGCAACUACACAUAUUGGCAGGGGCCGUUUUACAAGUAUUGUGGCUUUCUUAAAGAUAUGGGAUACUUGCGUAAUCAGGUCUACAAGUUCGGUGUAUCGACACAUUUAACGGCCUACCAAUGA